AUGACGACACCGUACGAUCUCAUCACCGAAAUACUUCUCCGGCUGCAAGUGAAGCCGCUGUUACGUUUCCAAUGCGUUUCGAAACCAUUGUUUGCGUUACUCAACGGCCCAUAUUUCAUCAACCUGCAUCUCCGUUGUUCCAUCGAGAACAACAUAGAACACACUCUCAUUGCAGAGACGUCACCGUAUAGUAAUAUGGAAAAAGAUUUAUACAUUCUAAACUUCUCCGACAUUCCAAACAUUCCGGAAGAUGAUCACUCUAUCCAAACAUUUCUAAACAUUCCGGUUGAUUGGAAUGAACCAGUGAAGAUCUUCAGGCCAUUCUAUCUUCAAACUAAAACAACAAUAGCCACCGCAAUUGUAGGCUGCUGCAACGGCCUGGACCUUUCCGGCCCGGCUUCCUCGAACCGUGCUUUGCGUUGGGUGGUUCAUUGGGAGGGGCAGUCAGCAAAAACCAUUGUCGCAUUCAAUCUCGCCACUGAGAAAUUCCGAGUGCAUGCGCUUCCUUGCCAGUUAUUACACUCAAAUAUCUGUUUGGAGGUCGUGAGAGGAUGGCUCUGUGUUUGCCGCGAUGGUUAUUGUCAAUUUAAUCACAUUUGGUUGGAAUACGAAGUGGCGAGCAAUCGGACAUUGGUAGAGUGGCUUGCAUUCUACAACAAGCCUGUAGUGUUCUCAAAGGAUGACAAAGAGGUUUUGAUGAAGGAGUUUUAG
This is a messenger RNA of Corylus avellana, 711 nucleotides long. Lineage: Eukaryota; Viridiplantae; Streptophyta; Magnoliopsida; Fagales; Betulaceae. The record is from RefSeq and is a predicted model, not a curated record.